AUGUGUUGUAUGCAUGGAAAGAUAGAGCUUCCUCCACCUCCUCAGCUGCCUCAAGUUAUGAUCGAUCUUCUACUUAACGGAGACACCCGAAGCAAAAAUUUCCGAGAGAAUAUUCGCGCUUAUAACUCGAUGUUUGCAUUCACUUCUAUGGGAGGAAAAGUUGACACGUCAAUCAACAAAGGGCGUGGACCUCCUGUUUUCCGAUUAUUAGGUCAGAAUUACCACAGGAUUGGAAGUUUACUCCCUCUAGAUGACUCACGACCCAAAUUCCAACAGCUUUACAUAUUUGAUACGGUCAAUGAAAAUGCAAACAGAAUCGCAGCAUUCAGUUCAAAAAGAACGACACCAACUUCUGAUAUAAAAAUACUCAGGGAUGAUAUUGUGGAAGAAAUCAAAAUUAUGCUAAACGAGUCCAACCCAUACGCAAAGAUCCUUCGGACAGCAAAGGAACGGUUCAGAGAUUCGUUAGAAUCUAUGAAUGUCAAAGUGAGAUUGAUUUCAGGACGUUCCAUAGAUCCUAAUACAUAUAAUAUGCCCACGUGCUCAGAAGUUGCUGCACUUUUGGUUGGAGAUAUUGAUGAAGAGUUUGAGGAGAGAGACAUUGUGGUGGAAACAAAAAGUAGAGAUUUGGCAAGGAUCAGUGAGCUUCACCCAGCAUAUCUUCCAUUACAAUAUCCAAUUUUGUUUCCAUAUGGAGAGGAUGGUUACCAUAUCGAUCUGCAUCUAAAGAGAACAACGACAACAUCGACAAACCCAAGGUUUAGAGUGAGCAUGAAAGAGUUUUUUUCUUACAAGCUCAUGGAACGUGGCAACCACUUCAACAUGUUAUUGUAUUCUGGAAAGCUGUUUCAGCAAUUUAUUGUUGAUGCAUACACAAUGAUGGAAGCAGAGAGAAUUGGAUAUCUCAAGCUCAAUCAAAAAACUUUGCGUGCAGACAACUACAACAAUAUUUCAGAUUUUGCUUCUACUGGAAAUAAAGAUUCAUCCAUGUGCGGAAGAAAGGUUGUCUUGCCUUCAACUUUUGUGGGAGGUCCAAGAUACAUGCAUGAAAAGUAUAUGGAUGCAAUGGCCGUUUGCUCACAUUUUGGCUAUCCAGAUUUAUUCAUAACCUUCACUUGCAAUCCUAAAUGGCCUGAGAUUACAAGGUAUCGGGGAUCAAAGCUUCCUACCACAGAUGACAUAGACAAGUUUAUAUGUGCUGAAAUUCCAGAUCAAGCAUCUAAUCCAGCAUUAUAUGAUAUAGUUAGAGAUAUAAUGGUUCAUGGUCCCUGUGGGUUAGCAAAUCCAAACUCGCCAUGUAUGGUGAAAGGAAAAUGUACCAAGCGAUUUCCUAAAGAUUUUUCCCCUCAUACUUCCAUUAAUAAAGAAGGAUUCCCAGUUUACAGAAGAAGAGAUGAUGGAAAAUCAAUGAAGAAAAACGGGAUUGAGAUUGAUAACAGGUACAUCAUUCCUUAUAACCCACAACUACUCCUCAAAUAUCAAGCUCAUAUCAAUGUGGAAUGGUGCAAUCAAUCAAGAGCCAUCAAGUAUUUGUUCAAAUACAUCAACAAAGGAAAUGACCGAGUAACUGCAAAACUACUGCAAGUGUCAGCAAAUGGAGGAAAUUCUGAAAAUACUUCUCAAAAUAUAGUAGAUGAAAUCAAGCGUUUCAUUGAUUGUCGGUAUAUAUCACCAUGUGAAGGAAUGUGGAGAAUAUUGGGGUUUGAGCUACAUUACAGUAGCACAUCUAUUCAAAGGUUGUCUUUCCAUAUACCUGGAGAACAUAAUGUCACCUAUGAUGACGAGGAAGAUAUUGAUGACGUAUUGACAAAAGAGAAAAAUCAAACGUCACAAUUUUUGGAGUUUAUGAAAAUGUGUAGUCAAAAUUCUGAUGCAAAGGAAUUGACUUACAUUCAGUUCCCCUACUUUUUUGUAUGGAACAAGUCGAAACCAGAAUGGACUCCACGUCAACGAAGUUCAGCUGUUGGUAGAAUCCAUCCUACUUCACCAUCCGCCGGUCAACGAUUCUACUUGAGGAUUCUUUUGAACAAAGUUAAAGGACCAACAUGCUACGAAGAUAUACGUACCGUUGAUGGAAUUACAUAUCCAACCCACAAGGAAGCUUGCUAUGCUUUAGGUUUACUUGAUGAUGAUAAGGAGUACAUUGAAGCCAUCAAGGAAGCAAGUCAAUGGGGGUCAGGUGUUUACUUACGUCGAAUAUUCGUUUAUCUUUUAGCUUCAGAAAGUUUGUCACAAACUGAACAUGUUUGGUCGGAAACAUGGCAUUUACUUUCUGAUGACAUUUUACAUAUGCAACGUGCAAUCCUCCAGAGGCCAGGACUAGAAAUGUCAAAUGAUCAGCUAAAGAAUCAAACUUUGUUGGAGAUCGAAAAGCAGUUACGCUCCAGUGGAAAUACUCUCGAAAACUUCUCUUCAAUGCCAUUUCCCACAAACAUCAAUAUUCCUUCUAUGGUCAAUAGAUUGAUAACUGAUGAGCUGUUUUACGACAGAGACGUAUGUGCUCAGGAACAUCAAAGAUUACAGUCUAGAUUGACGUCUGAACAAAGGGAUAUUUAUAAUAUUAUCAUGAAAGCUGUCACAACAAAUUCUGGUGGUGUGUUCUUUGUCAAUGGAUUUGGUGGGACAGGGAAGACAUUCCUUUGGAAAACUCUAUCAACAUACAUUCGUUCAGUUGGAGAUAUCGUCUUGAAUGUAGCUUCAAGUGGAAUGGCAGCACUGUUACUAGAUGGAGGACGCACAGCUCAUUCUCGGUUUUCAAUCCCAUUACAGCUGAACGAAUGUUCCACUUGCUCAUUUACCACAAAUAGCGAGAUAGCUGAAUUGUUAUUGAAAGCUAAGUUGAUCAUUUGGGAUGAGGCACCAAUGUUGCACAAACAUUGUUUUGAAGCUCUAGAUAGAAGUUUGAAAGAUGUUUUACGAGCAGCAAAGGCUCCUAACUACAAUAGGCCAUUUGGUGGUAAGACUAUUAUUUUUGGAGGUGACUUUCGCCAAGUGCUCCCAGUAAUUCAUAGGGGUAGCAGGCAAAAAAUUGUGCAAGCUUCUCUCACUUCUUCUGUGCUGUGGAAAUCUUGCAAGGUGCUUAGUUUAACAAAGAAUAUGCGGCUAACUGUUGAUUCAGACCCAGCAGAAACUGAAUCCAUCAAAGAAUUCUCCGAAUGGAUUCUAAAAUUAGGCGAUGGGAAGUUAUCUGAACCCAAUGAUGGUGAAGCAGUGAUUGAUAUACCAGAUGACAUGCUGCUCAUGGAUUCACUUGAUCCAAUCACGUCAAUCACUAAUGCCACGUAUCCGUCACUGAUAGAGCAUAUGGAGGAUGAGUUUUUUUCAAAGAUCGUGCUAUAUUAUGUCCCACAAAUGAUGUUGUCAAUGAGGUCAACAAUCACAUCAUGGAUCUUCUUCCGGGUGAUUUACAGACAUAUUAUAGCUCUGAUAAAAUCUGUGAAUCAGAUUUCAGUGAUAAAAGAGAUGAAGAUGUCACAGUUGAAUUCCUUAACUCGAUUAAGUGUGCAGGAGUGCCCAACCAUGUUCUGA
Molecule: messenger RNA, 3528 nt
Organism: Brassica napus (rape)
Lineage: Eukaryota; Viridiplantae; Streptophyta; Magnoliopsida; Brassicales; Brassicaceae
Exons: 5
Coding region: 1-3528 (1175 amino acids)
Biological process (GO): DNA repair; telomere maintenance
Molecular function (GO): DNA helicase activity
Source: RefSeq, a predicted model, not a curated record